This is a messenger RNA of Eremothecium sinecaudum, 738 nucleotides long. RefSeq names its product U2-type spliceosomal complex subunit CWC24 (gene CWC24). Gene Ontology annotation, biological process: snoRNA splicing. Gene Ontology annotation, cellular component: U2-type spliceosomal complex. Gene Ontology annotation, molecular function: metal ion binding. The transcript has a single exon. NCBI's taxonomy places the organism in Eukaryota, Fungi, Ascomycota, Saccharomycetes, Saccharomycetales, Saccharomycetaceae. The record is from RefSeq and is a predicted model, not a curated record. Bases 1 to 738 code for a protein of 245 amino acids.
AUGACGUUUAAAAAGCGUACCAUUAAAGGUAGAGAUCAGAAGAAAGCCGAUUUAUCGAAAACUAAGGAAGAUGAGUUUGACUUUGAGAAUAAAGGCGAAGUUUUAAUUAAAAAGCGUAAGACGCUGACAUUGCAAGGCAUAAAAGACAAUAAUGACGAUAAAGAAGAUAUAAAAGAUGACAAGGUUAAUAAAAAUGAGCAUACUAGCAGUGAAAUUGCGUCUAAACUUGAUGAUGUAUUAACGGUAGGGAAUGAAGAUAUGGAACAUGCAUACAAAAGAGAUAUAGAAAAACGGUUGGGAGGCGGCAUAGAGUUUACAGCCCCUGGGAAGACGGCUUCAGUGGCUGGAGUUCAGAAAAAGAUUAUUACAGACUAUCAGCCGGAUGUUUGUAAGGAUUUCAAACAAACCGGGUACUGUGGUUAUGGCGACAGUUGUAAAUUUCUACAUUCUCGAGAUGACUUCAAGGCUGGCUGGAAGUUGAAUGAAGAGUGGCGGGUGGAAGAUUUGGCACGGGAGAAGCUAGAAAAGGAGUUAGAGAAGAUUCCUUUUAGAUGUGUUAUAUGUAAGGGCGAAUACAAGUCACCUGUCGAGACUAAUUGCCAUCACUACUUCUGCAGUUCGUGCUUUAUGAAACGAUCGAAAUCGACAACUAAGUGUGCUAUAUGUGGACAAGAAACACAGGGGGUGAUGAAGUCUGCUACGAAGCUCAAAAAGCUGCUUGCAGAGCAAGUUUCGUAG